Molecule: messenger RNA, 624 nt
Organism: Enterobius vermicularis (human pinworm)
Lineage: Eukaryota; Metazoa; Nematoda; Chromadorea; Rhabditida; Oxyuridae
Source: the annotation of a GenBank genome assembly
AUGCCCAUGGAUUUGCCGUCGACUUUCGUUCUACCUGACCCUUGGGCUGAGUUGAGGCAGUUUUCUAUCAGACCGCCUGAUUCUACAAAUAAAGAGAAUGAAAACUCACUGAAACGACCUGCAACUCCCAUGGAAUGUCAUGCCAUAAAACGGCUAAAGAAGGACAGUGGAAUGGGGCUCCAACAGGUGAAGUUGGAGCCGUUUGAAGAGGCAACUUACAAAGAUGAGUACCGCUACGAAGAUUCAUAUGAUGCUAGAGGUUUUGACAUUCAAGAUGGCUGCUUCGCCAUCAGAUGUAAAAAUGGCACACGGAUUGACCCAGAUCUCGCUCCAGUAUCAAGUGAAUGCAGCGAAGUACAAAUUCUUGUGGAAAAUGAAAUUUUACUAGUCCCUCCUUUACGGAUUGUCGUACCAGUCAACUAUCCAGAGACUGGGGCAACAGUUUGGUCGGACCCUCGAGUAACAAACGACCCAACCCUAAUGGAACUUAACUCGCAGUUUGAUAAACAUUUGGUCAUGACUCCUGAUGCGAACUCCAUACCUCAAAUCCUUCAUGCUUGGAAAGUUGCUUCACACUAUAUUUAUAAGUCAAGUGCAAGUGCGAGGCGAAGCAGAUUUAGUUGA